CUUCUUCAUACACACAUUCUCUACUCCACUCCACUCCUCUUCAUUCAUUCUUAUUGUGAUGGAGAUAAACACAUACAUAUUCUUUGUGAUAUAUCUAUAUCUAUAUAUGUAUCAGUAUAUUAGACUCAUUUAUUUAUUUCUUUAUAUUGGUUUUGAAUUUUCCCUGCUUCCAUUCCUGCAUUAAUCCCUUCGCAAAUGGCAGGUAUGGGUAUAAGAGAGAGUGUGUGUGGAAGACGAGAAGGGGGGGAGAGGGCUGAUUUUAUUUAGGCUCUCACCACAGAGAUUGUGGCCAUUCGGUCAUUUGAAGAGGAAUCCAGCGGAAGGAUUGUGUCGCCGCAGUAGCAGCAGCAGGGGGAGGCAGGAGGGGGUGGGAGCUUCGAUCCUCGCCUUGCAAGCUUGCAGCAGCUUGGACUUUCGGUGCACGGGGAGCUUCGACAAAGCUGGAAGCAAAAGCAGACGCAGUAGGAGCAGGAGUUUUUGGCUGCUCCUGGGUCUCCUAGGGGAGUGGCUGUUGCAGAUUUGAAGUUCCCGACAGGCGCUCUUAGCGUGGCACCACUGAGUACCGUUUUGUCUCCCCGCAGCAUUGAGGCACCAAGCAUACUGGAAUACAACGCUCGUCAUUAGAUGCAGUAUCUGGAGUUAUACCAGAAUUCGGCAGUACCAAGCUGGGGCCACAAGUUCUGAAUGAGGCGUUUGGUACAACGUUUUAAUUUACCACUGGGACCCCCUCCUUUUACGUCCUUUGUGAAACAGAAGAAUGCCUCAAAAUUGAUUCCCUUCAUACUACCCACUACUGCUUAUUUAGUGCAACCAAGUUUUUUUACAGCAAAUUUGCGAUCUGAGCAGCUUUCUACGCUUCGUGCUAUGGGGUCGCUUCCAGAAUCAAAUGGGAACCUGCGACCCAAGCUUGCUUUUACAGUUCCAACUGUGGGCUCCCGUCAGAAACCAGAUGCGAUGCCUUAUCAGUUUGAGGUCGUUCCAUUGAAGUCUCAGGCGUUGCCGCCAAUUUAUCCAAAGGUAGACAGGGACGAGACGUGUAUAGACAACUUACAUGGUCACGAAGUUGCCGAUCCUUAUCGACCAUUGGAAGAUCCGAAAUCAAAGAUAACUCAAGACUUUGUGGAAAGCCAGGUGCAAUUGACCAAGUCUGUGCUGUUAACAUGUGACACGCAAGAGAUGCUAAGGGAACGAAUUACUGCUAUUUAUGAUUUUCCCAAACAUUCAUGCCCCUACAGGCGGGGAAGCAAAUACUUCUACACUUACAAUAGUGGACUGCAAGCUCAAAGCGUACUUUAUGUGCAGAACAAAUUAGACGAAGACGGGCAAGUGUUGUUGGAUCCGAAUACGUGGAUUCACGAUGGCACUAUUUCCUUGGCACUCACGAGGUUUAGUGUGGAUGCUAAAUACCUGGCCUUUGGACAAAGCGCCAGUGGAAGUGACUGGGUCAACAUCAAAGUGAUGGAUGUGGAAGUUAAAGUUGUGCUACAAGACACCCUUUUAUGGGUGAAGUUCUCAUCCUUGGCGUGGACGCAUGACAAUAGAGGCUUCUUCUAUAAUCGUUAUCCAGAACCUACUAAGGACAGCAUUGAAGACGCAGGCACUGAGACAGAGACAAACCUCUUUCAUGAACUCUAUUAUCACUUUCUUGGAACUGAUCAAUCUGAAGACAUAUUAUGUUGGAGAGAUUCUGAACAUGCCCAAUGGUUAUCUUAUGCAGAGGUUACUGACGAUGGUCAGUACUUGGCGUUAUCUAUUGAAGAGGGUUGCGAUCCAGUCAACAGAUUAUACUACUGCGAUCUCUCCGCUUUGCCUCACGGACUAGAAGGGCUAAGACAAAAUAAUGAACAACUUCCAUUUGUAAAACUCGUCGAUAACUUCGAUGCCCAGUAUGAGCUGGUUGCUAAUGAAGGAUCUAUUUUCACUUUCCUAACCAACAAAGAUGCACCCAGGUACAAAUUGACAAGGGUGAAUGUUGAAGAUCCAUCCUCCUGGAAAGAUGUGGUACCGGAAUCGAAAACUGAUGUCCUCACAUCAGCUGAUCUGGUUAACAAGCAGCAGUUAGUCCUAUGUUAUAUGAGUGACGUUAAACAUCUGCUCAAGUUGCAUAAUCUUCAAAGUGGUGCUAUGCUCCACUCACUACCGCUUGAGAUUGGCUCUGUGGCUGAGAUUUCAGGAAGACCAGAAGAUUCAGAAUUUUUUUAUAGUUUCACGAGCUUUCUCACCCCUGGAACUAUCUACCGUUGUGAUUUGAGCACCGGAACUCCUGACGUGACAGUCCUAAAAGAGACUAAAAUCGCAAACCUGGAUAGGUCAUUGUUCGAGACUCGUCAGGUUUUUGUGCCAAGUAAAGACAAGACCAAAGUGCCUAUGUUUGUGGUUGCACGGAAAGGCCUGGUCUUAGACGGAAAUCAUCCAGCUCUUCUCUACGGGUAUGGAGGCUUCAAUGUCAGUUUGACGCCAUCUUUUAGUGUAUCUCGACUGGUGUUGGCUCAGCAUUUUGGAGCAGUCAUUGCAAUUGCUAACAUCAGGGGAGGAGGAGAGUAUGGGGAAAAGUGGCACAAGGCUGGCUCUCUUGCAAACAAGCAGAAUUGUUUUGACGAUUUCAUUGCAUGUGGCGAGUAUUUGGUAAAAGAGGGUUACACUCAAAGUAAAAAGUUGUGCAUCGAGGGUGGGAGUAAUGGAGGUUUGUUAGUGGCCGCCUGCAUCAAUCAGAGGCCUGAUCUGUACGGGUGUGCCUUGGCACAUGUUGGUGUUAUGGAUAUGCUCCGAUUUCAUAAAUUUACUAUCGGCCAUGCAUGGACUUCAGAUUAUGGUUGUGCUGAUAAUGCAGAGGAAUUCGACUGGCUAAUCAAAUAUUCGCCGUUGCAUAACGUGAAGAGGCCAUGGGAAAAUGGCUCAGAGUCUAUUCAGUAUCCUGCUACCAUGCUUUUAACAGCAGAUCAUGAUGACCGAGUGGUUCCGCUGCAUUCUUUGAAGCUGCUUGCAACAUUGCAAUACGAGCUUUGCACAAGUGUGGAAAACAGCAAGCAGACCAAUCCAAUAAUAGCACGGAUUGACACUAAAGCUGGGCAUGGAUCUGGUCGCCCAACCAAGAAAAUUAUAGAUGAAAUGGUAGAUGCGUACUCCUUUUUCGCAAAAAUGACAGAUUCCAAAUGGGUUGACUGAUAAGGUCUUCUUAUUUCCCUUCUUCCUAGCUCUACAUUGGAGAUUAAUAAGUGUGAUGUUGAGGUAAAGGAAACAAUGUACUGAAAUGCUGGGACAGACUUUUAUUUUAUUCUCACAUGAGAAUUUCAUGCAGCCUUUUAUUUCAUUUACGGUUCUUAUCUCUCUAUUAAAUUUUUAUUAAGGUUCAUUAUUAGCCGAUGGGAAGCUCAUGAUAGUCAAAUGGCAAACUGAACCAGAGGUUGGAUAUUUAUGUAGACAAUCUUAGAAGACAGCAUGAAAGAAAUUUGUCUGACUAUCAAUUUACCUUCUUUAAAUUGAUAGUCAAUGCUCCUGCAUGAGUUGUUAGAUGUGCAUUACUUGUAACCAUGGAAUAAAAGUUCAUUUACUUCUGAAAGUGGUAA
Physcomitrium patens is the source of this 3566-nucleotide messenger RNA. Lineage: Eukaryota; Viridiplantae; Streptophyta; Bryopsida; Funariales; Funariaceae. The record is from RefSeq and is a predicted model, not a curated record.